ACUACACCGAAAGGGUUCUUCCGAGUAAUCCAAUCCAAAGGGGAGAGAAAAGAAACGCUACGAUCACCAGAAGGGCAAAAAGAUUCGUUCCUAAUUGUUUCGAUCCGACCUCAAGAAGAAGAAGGAAGAGGCAUAUCAUCAUGAUAGGGUUGUUCAAGGUUAAGGAGAAGCAAAAAGAGGAAGCUAAGAACAACAACACAAGAGGAGCUUCUGCCAAGAAACAAUCUGCUGGUGAACUUCGUCUUCACAAAGAUAUAACAGAGCUGAAUCUGCCAAAGUCUUGUUCCAUAUCUUUUCCUAAUGGAAAGAAUGACUUGAUGAACUUUGAAGUCACCAUCAAACCCGACGACGGCUAUUACUUAGGUGGUAAAUUCGUUUUCACGUUCCAAGUCUCUCCGGUGUAUCCACAUGAAGCUCCAAAAGUUAAGUGCAAGACCAAGGUGUACCAUCCGAACAUCGAUUUAGAAGGAAACGUUUGUCUCAACAUCUUGCGUGAAGACUGGAAACCUGUUCUCAACAUUAACACUCUCAUCUACGGUCUUUUCCAUCUCUUCACGGAACCCAAUCACGAGGAUCCUCUCAACCAUGACGCAGCAGCGGUUUUAAGGGAUAACCCCAAGCAGUUUGAGUCUAAUGUCAAGAGGGCUAUGAGUGGAGGCUAUGUUGGCCAAACCUCUUUCCCUCGCUGCAUCUAAGUUAUAAUAAGCUAUGCUUCUGUUUCACUUCACUUUUCUUCUUCUCUAGAGACUCUUUUUGUGUUUGCUCUCUUGUACAUUUUGGCUUUUAUGACAUCGCUUUUAUUAUAAUA
This is a messenger RNA of Raphanus sativus (radish), 808 nucleotides long. RefSeq names its product NEDD8-conjugating enzyme Ubc12. The record is from RefSeq and is a predicted model, not a curated record. Lineage: Eukaryota; Viridiplantae; Streptophyta; Magnoliopsida; Brassicales; Brassicaceae. Gene Ontology annotation, cellular component: nucleus. Gene Ontology annotation, biological process: protein neddylation. The transcript is spliced from 6 exons. Gene Ontology annotation, molecular function: NEDD8 transferase activity. Bases 141 to 695 code for a protein of 184 amino acids.